AUGGCACUCUGGAGUCUUCUGGGUCCCGGAGCAUACAGCUUUGUGUUUAUUGCUGUUAUCGUGUUGAUUGGGACGCAGCUGUGUAUGCUCGUAUGGAAACGCCGUCGCGGAGAUCUCCCGUUACCCCCUGGCCCGCCUGGCGAGCCAGUGCUGGGUCACUUGCGAAUAAUUCCAACGGACAAUCCUGAGUACGCUUACAUGAAAUGGUCUGACGAGUACAAGUCAGACAUUUUGUCAUUCAAGGUCCUUGGUCAACCAGUCGUUGUCCUCAAUUCGGUUCGAGCCGCCGUGGAUCUUCUCGAUAAAAGAGGUGCCAAUUAUUGUGACCGACCAAGAUUUGUCUUGUUUGAGGUUAUGGGCUGGGGUAAAACCUUGACUUUUUUACGAUGGGGACCAAUAUUCAGAAUGCACCGUCGAAUUCUACAAAGGAACUUCCAGAGGAGCAACAUUGUUCAAUAUCGCCCUGUACAGGAACGGGAAACUGCCGUGAUGCUGCAAGGCAUCCUGGCUAGCCCUUCGUCGUGGGACAACGCUAUUCGGCGCUUUGCAACUGCUGUCGUUCUUGGAAUCGGCUUUGGCAUUACGGUCGAACAAGAUGACGAUCCGUUCAUACAAGUUGCCGCGGACGCUAGCUAUGCCUUAGCCCAUGGUGGUGCUCCCGCUGGAACACCAGUUGACUUCUUUCCAUUUCUCAAAUCCUUACCCUCGUGGUUUCACGAUCGCUCACUAAAAUUCGCCAGAGAUUGGAAGUGGGCUAUUUGCAACUUGCAUGAUAAGCCCUUUGAUGCCGUGUUAGCCUCCAAAGAAAGAGCUGAUUCCCUCAUACAGGAUAUGCUAGACCAGAGACAGUUUCAAAUUGACAACGGUGAACAACCAGAGUUAUCCUUUGACGAUAUUAAGGGAGCAGCUGGAGCCGUUUUCGCGGCUGGUCAGGAUACGACAUGGGCAACCUUGACAGUCUUUAUCCUAAACAUGCUCCUCCAUCCCGAGAUCCAGACAAAAGCACAGGUGUUGUUGGAUAAAGUUGUUGGCCGUGGUAGGUUGCCAAAUUUCCAUGAUCGACCUCAACUUGCGUACAUCGACUACAUUGUUCAGGAAACAUUAAGGUGGUGUCCAGUGUCUCCCAUGGGCGUUCCACACAGAUCAUUGGAAGAUGACUUUUAUAAUGGCUACUUUAUCCCUGCAGGGUCUUUUGUUUACGCCAACGCGCGAGCCAUGACGCAUGAUAGAGAUAUUUAUAAAGACCCGGAUACCUUCUACCCAGAUAGAUAUGCUCCAAAAGACGACGGCGGCUGGGAGGAACCAUUUCCUAUUGGACAAUUUGGCUAUGGUCGAAGAGUAUGUGUUGGCAAACAUUUGGCGGAAGCCAGUGUUUGGAUAGUGGUUGCCUCAACGCUGGGCACAAUGAAUAUCGAAAAGGCCAGGGAUGAGCAAGGCAACGAUAUCAUGCCGAAAGUAGAGCUCACAAAUGGCUUGACAAGUCACCCGAAACCCUACCAAUGCCGAAUUGCGCCAAGGGAUGAAAGGAGCGCCAACCUCAUACGAAGUGUAAUGACGUAA
Messenger RNA from Pochonia chlamydosporia 170, 1560 nucleotides. RefSeq names its product O-methylsterigmatocystin oxidoreductase. Gene Ontology annotation, molecular function: oxidoreductase activity, acting on paired donors, with incorporation or reduction of molecular oxygen; heme binding; monooxygenase activity. Bases 1 to 1560 code for a protein of 519 amino acids. The transcript has a single exon. The record is from RefSeq and is a predicted model, not a curated record. NCBI's taxonomy places the organism in Eukaryota, Fungi, Ascomycota, Sordariomycetes, Hypocreales, Clavicipitaceae.